Messenger RNA from Neopsephotus bourkii (Bourke's parrot), 4918 nucleotides. RefSeq names its product tetratricopeptide repeat domain 34 (gene TTC34). Gene Ontology annotation, molecular function: protein binding. The transcript is spliced from 7 exons. The coding region runs from base 219 to 3338 and encodes 1039 amino acids. NCBI's taxonomy places the organism in Eukaryota, Metazoa, Chordata, Aves, Psittaciformes, Psittacidae. The record is from RefSeq and is a predicted model, not a curated record.
CUGAGAACCUCUGUGGUGCUCCUUCUUGUGGCUUUGCUUCCCUGUAAGCCUGUCAAUGACAGAGCUCUGGCUUUUUACAGCGCCUAGGCCUGCUUAUGUCUGUCAGUUAGAAAGCAAAAGCCAGCCUUCCUCCGAGCCCCUCAUGUUGCUGGUUUUGUCUUACAGGCCCAGCCACACUGCCUGUGUGAUGCUGCUUGGUGAAAAUAAGAGCACAGAACAUGUCAGCUCAGGUGCUUGCAGCACUGCUCUGCAAAGAAGGGGACCACCAUCUUGCCCAGCAAGAGCUACCGAUAGCCACUGCUUUCUACAUGGCUGCCUUCAGCUGCAGUGCCCCCACGGCAGUACAGAAAGUGAACUCCUUAGACAAAGGCCUCUGGGAGAAAGUGAUAGUCACUCUGGAGAUGUGGUGCCAAGGCAAGAACCAGAUUCCCAAGAUCCAGAGCAAGAACCUGGCUGUUGUCUCCCUCAGUGUGGGAAUUGCAGCCAUCUUUCUCUCCACCCUAAGUCCCAACAACGUGGUAUCCUCAGUAUACAAACUAGAGACGCUGCUCAGGCGAGGGUGCUCAGAGGAGGUGGUGAGUAAAUGCAACAUCCUGCUGGAGGCUCACCCAAAGUACUCAAUGGAGCUGCUGCUGCUGCGGGCGUUGGCAUUGGUGCUGUCAGGGACACAAGUCAGAAAGGGAAUUGUGGAUUAUAUCCAAGCCUUUGCAACGCAUAGGGCUGAGGCAGUGGCCUAUGUGUGCACCAGGCAAAGGGAUCACCUGCCACAGGUCAUCCAGGCCUUCUCUAAUUAUCUCUUAACAUAUCAGGAGGAAAGCCCAGGCAGCAGUUCCUUGGACCAGUGGCUGGGCAACUGCUAUGACUUCCUGGCUGCACUGGCACCGGAUGAUAUUUGGGUGUGCGGGGUGCAGGCAGCUUACCUCUUGAAGAAAAGCAAAUUUGAGGAGUGUGUGGCAGUUUGUAGCAAGGCCCUCAAGGGUUUCUCAUCUGAUAAUAAUCUGAGAGAUGAGAAAGCUUUGGGUCUGCUCUUGGAACGGGCUGCUGCUUAUUUCUUCUUGGGUGGAAGGAUGCAAGAAAUGGUGCAGGAUUUAGCAGAAGCCUUUGCAGCAGCACCUGCCCAGGCAAUGAAACAUUUUAAAGAGCUUUUCUCUUCACACGACACUGAGAGGAUAGAAAAGCAGGCUAGAACUGUCCUGGAGAUGAAGUUUGCAGCCUACAGGGAGGCUGUGCGUACUCGGACUGAACUCAGAGGCAAUCAUGGUACUGAACUGCUCCCUUCUGUUAUCCAGACAGUCCAGUUCCUCCUCCAGAUCUCCCCAGGCUCCAAACGUGAACUCAGUGUUCGGCUGGCUGACUGCCAUCUCCUGCAUGGACACAUUGGGACUGCCCGGGAUAUCUGUGACCACCUCUUGACAGCAGAGCAGAAAACUUACUAUAAUACUCUCUUAGCAUUGCGAGGAUUCUGCUCCCUCCACACUCAGGACCAUCAGCAAGCCCUGCAGGACUUUCAGAGGGUCAUUGAACACCAUUCCCCACAUCCUAACAGCUGUAUUAAAGCCUUAUGUGGGCGUGGACUUACCCGGAUUUCUGGUGGCAGCAAUUACUUGACAGCCCUGGAUUACAUCACAGCUUGUCAGUUAAAGCUGGAGGAAACCAUCUUCACAAUCAAGUCCUAUGUGCCGUGGAACCAAAGAGGACUGCUGCUGAAAGUCCUCCAAGAGGAAGGGCAGAAGAUGCUCCAGAUGAAGAGAGAUGCCCCUGGGGUUUACCAGCUGGCUUCCCUCUUGGUGGAGCUGGACACUUCUGAUGAAGCAUCACGGAUCCUUUGUGCCGAUGCCCUGUACCAGAUAGGCCGUGCAGAAGAAGCUCACAAGCUCCUCUUGGUAGCACUCUCCAGAAAUCCACAGCGGUCUCCCAUCCUGGCUAGACUCGCCCUUCUGCAAUUGAAGAAAGGUUUCAUGUAUGAUGGCAACCAGCUGCUGAAGAAAGUGAUCAGAAUAGGAGAUACCUCCUGCCUCCUGCCAAUCAUGGACAUUUUCAAAGAUGAAGACAGGAAGCUGAUGCAAACUCACUGCCAUUUCAGAGCACUGGCUAUCCUGAAGAGCAAACAGGAGGAUGCUGACCUCAAAGAGGCCAUUGCCUACCUUUCAUUUGCCAUUAUUGCUUCAGGGGGUUAUGCUGAAGAUUGCCUUCUCAUCAGGGCUCAGUGCUAUGGGCACCUUGGUCAGAAGAAAACUGCCAUUUUUGAUUUCAAUGCUAUCCUAAAGGAGGACCCUAGGAACGUGCAAGCUCUGAGUGGACGAGGAUUCAUUUACCUUGCUCUGAAGCAGCAGAAGGAAGCAGUGCAAGAUUUGAUCUCAGCCCUGAAGGUGGAGGCAGGAGCUGUGAUCCCAGCAAUCCUGGCUUUAAAGCACGAAGCCCAAGGUUUGAUCACUCAGUGGCUCCUUCAGUAUGGCAGGGCUGCAUUAAUUGAGCUUGUUGCUACUAAAGACCUUUCAAAAGAAGAAACCCACAGGGAUCUUCUCAUGCUUGCAAAAGCACUCAUUAAAAUUGACAGGGAUGCACCAUACCACAUCUUCUACACAGAUGUUUUAAUUGCAGAUGGAAGGUAUGCAGAGGCCCUGAAACACCUCCAGGAAGCAUUUGGCUGCUCUCUUGCUGAUGACUUUGCUCGUGCAAGGCUGGCGGUGCUGCAGCUGAAGAGGAGGAAUGUGACAGCAGCAGCUCACUCAUUCAGUGUCCUGGCUAAGAGAGAUGAAAGGGAGCUGGGGUUUCUCCUGAACUUCACAGACGCUAAGCAACGGCAGCACCUUGCUCAGGUAGCAGCCCAGCAAGGAAAUGUGCUGAUUAAAGAGCAUAGCUAUGAGAAGGCUCUUGGUUAUUAUACCCUUGCUGCUUUAGCAACCAAAGAUAGCCCAAGGUAUCUUCGACAGAGGGCUGCUUGCCUCAUGCACCUGAAAAGAUACGACAGAGCUUUACAAGACCUGGAGAAGGUGAUCCAGCAGCACAGCCGGAGCAGUCUGCAAACACGCGCUGAGGACCACUGCUCCAAAGGACACCUCCUGCUGUCAGUGGCUGAGGAGGAAGCAGCAGUUAAGCAGUAUAUCGAGGCACUGAAGCUGGAUGAAUCUGUGGCAUUAUGCAGCAUCAUGAAUGGCCCUGGCAGUGAAAUGUUAACCAAAGCAUUUCUUAAGGUUGCCCAAUAUCACUUUGAAAUGCAGCAUUAUGAGGAGGCCUGGGAGAUCACAGCCUAUGGGCUUAAAAUUGAUAAAAAUGCUGAACUGAAAAAGCUGAAAACAAGACUUAAGCGAGAGGCAUCCAGCUGUAGCAUACAUUAAUGCAUGUGUUUGGGGAUGUGUCUGAUUGCUUUCCAGUUUGUGAGGCUGCAAGAACAAGGGAAAGAUGAAAAGCUCGUGCUAAACAUGCUAUGGACAUGCCACUGAACAUAAUACAGCAAGAUUAGAAGAGAGAGUUUCAGGCAGUGAAACUAAACUGACCAGGAGAGUGCUAAGAAAAAUGCAAAUUGUAGUAUUCAGUAAGCCUUUAAAAUUGCUGUGGGUGUAUGUAAGCUCCCCUGGGAAGAAAGUGUUUUGUCUGGAUAAGGUGAUCUAAUUCUAACACAUGGGUUCCAACCAUAGUGAAGGAAAAUGAACAGCUUGCAGCGUAGGAAUAAUCACCAUGUAUUUCCUUGCUAUUUGAUCCAUUUUACACAUACUGUUCUAAUAAGUACUCCCAUUUUCAUGGGCCACUCAAAAAGAGCUGUCAAAACUAACUUUUGUAAUGUAAUUAUGAAGAACCAUAUGUGUUACAGCACUCAGCUGUGACCUGCUCUGGAAUGGAGCUGCCCUUGUCAUCAUCCAGUGGAUUUGCAACCAUCAGCACCAGUACAGGGGACUGGAGCAGUACAAAUGCCAAGCAAGCAGUUUUUCUGUUCCAGCAAAUAUAGGUAAUACGAAGGAUGAGACUCAGAGAUUCAAUAUCCAAUCUAGUGACUAAUGCAGUGUUAUAUGGGAUACACAAACAGCUACACUACAGACUUCACUUUGGACUACCAGAUCCCUGUGUCUGUUACCCUGGGCUCUCAGCAGGGGCGCCUACUUGAUAUCAUCUGCCCCAUCCUGGAUAGUCAUGCAGAAAGGACAGCACUGGAGCAUGGGGUAAUUGAGAAGUGAUCAGUGUACAAGGAGGAGGUUAGGGCUGGAGGCAGCAGCCAAGAUGGUAAUGUGGUUCAGCACUCAUCCUUCACCAUCUAUGCUGCACAGCACAGGAAUCAGCAUCUCACCUGCCCUGGAGGGUUCUGCCUGCCAUAGCUUCACCUCCAUAUGGAAAGUGAGACUCAGGGGGCACAGAGAUGGUGCUGAUAAACCCACAGGGUUUCAUCUGUGCAAAGGGAGACCACAGCUUCAGUUGGAAGCAGUGUGCCUGUGCUGUACAAAAGGAAACAACGAGGUGGGGCCCAAAGCAACAGGCUUGUGUUUGUUUUCACUGCUCCAACUGACUUCUCCCAGUGUUUAUGGAGUGUGAUAAUACAACCAUGGAGAAAAAUAGAAACUACUGUUGAAAACAAAGGUUAAAGCAAUGCUGAGACCUGCUCUCCUGCUUUGAUUGGGAUGAAAGGGAAAGGGAACUUUUUCUUUUUUGUUGCAUUGUUUUCUGAAAGGCAACAUUCCAGAGGGAAACUUCAUCCAGCAGCCAUGCAGUCAACCCAAUAAGCACUGAUACCAUCUCUGCCCUUGCAUCUUUUUUGUUUCUCUGCAUGCUCUUUUGUUUUUUCUUCCCUAAGAGCACAGGUAAGGCUGGGCUGCUUUUUCUCUUAAAUUCAAGGAGUUACUCUGAUUUAAUCCUAGUGACACAGAUGCUCCUAACUUCUUUUUGCUCCUAACUGGCAUCAAGAUGCUACUGGAUAGUUUCCAACUGC